Myiozetetes cayanensis is the source of this 1143-nucleotide messenger RNA. It is a transcript of the gene CD226, whose product is annotated as CD226 molecule. Gene Ontology annotation, biological process: positive regulation of immunoglobulin mediated immune response; positive regulation of type II interferon production; positive regulation of mast cell activation. NCBI's taxonomy places the organism in Eukaryota, Metazoa, Chordata, Aves, Passeriformes, Tyrannidae. The record is from RefSeq and is a predicted model, not a curated record. Gene Ontology annotation, cellular component: external side of plasma membrane.
AUGGAUCACACAGUUCUUUUUAUUGUUGGCCUGAAGCUUUGUGGAACUUAUGUGGAAGCAUAGUUUGUGGAUUUACCUGUAAAGCUUACUGAGAAGGUGAAACUGCAGUGUAUAUACCCUAAAAAAGGUGUGAUAAUCCAGACAUCCUGGAUGAAAAUUAAUGUAACUCAUAAAGAAAAUGCAGCUGUCUUACAUCCAACCUAUGGCAUUCAUAGAAAAGACAAAUACAAUGGGAGACUUUAUUUUGAAAAUGCUUCCAGUGACAAGUCCUCAUCCUUCAUCAAGAGCACUUUGAAGAUGAUGAUCUCUAAAUUUGCUUCAUUGAAGCAGGAUGAUGUGACCAUGGGCAGCAGUGGCAGCGUCUGGAGUGAGCAGCAGGCAGGCGAAGCCUACUUUCAUCAGAUAAAUGCUUCUCGGAGCGGGAGGUUUUCAUCCCACACACACACAGCUGAAAGCAAAGAAACCGUGUUUAGAAAGGUGCUAAAUAAAAGUUCAGGGUGGCAUUGUAUGAAACAAAUAGGACCAGAAGGACGGACCCAGGAGAAGACGGAGAAACUUCAAGGCUUCUCAGGAGAAUAUGCUUUUGAAGUGUCUGAGAAACAAAAUAAUACCAUGUUUACCAAAGCAGGAGAAAAUGUUACUUUUACUUGCCUUUAUAAAAUUGGAGAUUCAAUGCAGCAAGCAAUGUGGGAAAGGGUUAAAGCAGAUUGGGUAGAUAUCAUAAUUCUGUGCAACUCUUCAGGAAAGCAAAGCUGUUCAGAUUUCAAAGAGCAUACACUGGUGGAUUGUUCUCACCAGGAAAACUCCAGGAUUGUCUUUCAAAACGUUACAGCCUCUGACUUUGCACUGUACUGCUGUGUAGCUGCUGGAAGAAACAAAACCUAUGUGAUGAGUUCUACUGUGGCUGAAAGUGGGAUAGAUCACAAAUGGUUUAUUACCUACAUAGCUGGAGGGAUUUUUCCUGCUGUUUUGCUGUUAUUUUUCCUAUUGAUCUUCUGCAUCAUCAGUGCUUUUUGCAAAAAAAAGAAGAGUAAGAGGAUCACAGAGGCCUUAUCAAAAAUUUUGUACUCUAUUCAAACCUGGGGUGAUAAAGAAAAUGGGCUCGAUGUUGUCCAUGUCCAUGAUUUUUGCAACUCAAAUUGA